Seriola dumerili (greater amberjack) is the source of this 8418-nucleotide messenger RNA. RefSeq names its product diacylglycerol kinase delta-like. Gene Ontology annotation, molecular function: ATP-dependent diacylglycerol kinase activity. Gene Ontology annotation, biological process: diacylglycerol metabolic process; lipid phosphorylation; intracellular signal transduction. The transcript is spliced from 30 exons. Bases 168 to 3476 code for a protein of 1102 amino acids. Lineage: Eukaryota; Metazoa; Chordata; Actinopteri; Carangiformes; Carangidae. The record is from RefSeq and is a predicted model, not a curated record.
UUCUUCUUCUUCUUCUUCUUCUUCUUCUCCUCUUUUAUUCAGAACUCCUCCUCCUCUGCAACUGGCAAACUUCUCAUCCUUCUCUACAUCUUCCACACCAGUGUCCUCUCACUUUCUCUCUCUCUUUUACUGCUCUUCCCUCUCUGCUCCUUCGCCUUUGACUCAUCAUGGCGUCCAAACUGAACCCCAACGUCCUGUAUGUGGCGGAGCCGGGCGAGUCGCUGGGCUCGCCCCAAGCAGACUCUGAGAGGACUCAUAUUGCUGGAGAAGCUGGAGAAGAGUCAUCAGACAGCGACGGGGAACAAGAAGAAACGUCACACAAACUGAUCCGCAAAGUGUCGACCUCGGGACAAAUAAGGGCCAAGAAAAGUGUGAAGGAGGGAAUCCUGUUAAAGCAGACCAGCUCCUUCCAGAGAUGGAAGAGGAGGUACUUCAAACUCAGAGGAAGGACCCUCUACUAUGCCAAAGACUGCAAGUCUCUGAUUUUUGACGAAGUGGACCUAUCAGAUGCCAGUGUGGCCGAGACCAGCACCAAGAACAUCAACAACAGCUUCACGGUGAUCACUCCAUUCCGCAAAUUAAUGCUAUGUGCCGAGAGCAGGAAGGAAAUGGAGGACUGGAUCAGCGCUCUCAAAUCCGUCCAAAAAUGGGAAACCUAUGAGGCCAGCCAGUUCAACAUGGAGCAUUUCUCUGGGAUGCACAACUGGUACGCCUGCUCGCACGCCAGACCGACCUUCUGCAACGUCUGCAGAGAGGCUCUGCCAGGCGUCACCUCCCACGGCCUUUCCUGUGAAGUUUGUAAAUUCAAGGCUCAUAAGCGCUGUGCAGUUCGCUCCACCAACAACUGCAAAUGGACCACACUGGCCUCCAUAGGAAAUGACAUCAUCGAGGAUGAGGAAGGGGUGUCCAUGCCUCACCAGUGGCUGGAGGGCAACCUGCCGGUCAGUGCCAAAUGCGUGGUGUGUGACAAGAACUGUGGCAGCGUGCGCCGGCUGCAGGACUGGCGCUGCCUCUGGUGCAAAGCCAUCGUCCACAACAGCUGUAAAGAACAAAUGGGCAAGGUGUGUCCCUUGGGUCAGUGUCGAGUGUCAAUCAUCCCUCCCACUGCACUUAACAGCAUUGACUCAGAUGGCUUUUGGAAAGCCACCUCCGCGUCAUGCUCCAGCCCUCUCCUCGUCUUGGUAAACUCCAAAAGUGGAGACAACCAGGGGGUCAAGUUCCUCCGCAAGUUCAAGCAGCUUCUCAACCCAGCUCAAGUCUUUGACCUGAUGAACGGAGGACCAGAGCUCGGCCUUCGCCUUUUCCAAAAGUUUGUGACGUUUCGUAUCCUGGUGUGCGGAGGAGAUGGGAGCGUGGGCUGGGUGCUCUCAGAGCUGGAUAAACUCAACCUCCAUAAACAGUGCCAGCUCGGCGUGCUGCCUCUGGGCACAGGUAACGACCUGGCUCGCGUUCUGGGCUGGGGGGGCCUCUGUGACGACGACGCUCAGCUGCUGCAGAUCCUGGAGAAGCUGGAGAGAGCCACCACCAAAAUGUUGGACCGGUGGAGCGUGAUGACAUACGAGGUGCCCACCACCAACAAACACACGCCCAUCGUGAAGGAAGACGACAGCCUCGAUUCUCCUCUGCAGGUCCACAUCACUCAGUAUGCAGACUCCGUGGCCUCCCACCUCGCCAAGAUCCUGGACUCGGACAAACACAGUGAUGUCAUUUCCUCUGCCAAGUUCCUGUGUGGGACGGUGAACGAUUUUGUGGCGGAGGUGGGGAAGGCGUACGAGAGAGCCACGGAGAACAAGGAGGAGGCAGAUGCGAUGGCAAAGAAGUGUGCGUUGCUGAAUGAGAAGCUUGAUUCCCUCGUCAAGGCCUUAAGCGAGGAAGCGGAAGCCCAGGUGGUGCCAGCAGGUUCAGUGCCCAGCCAGGAGAGCGGAGGCUCCAGCCCCGGUGAAAGUGGCGGUGAGUCGGGUUCAGAGGGCAAAACAUACCGGUCCAAGGAGCAGCUGAUGCUCAGGGCCAACAGCCUGAAGAAAGCCCUGAGGCAGAUCAUCGAACAGGCUGAGAAAGAUCACCGAUCAUUCGCCGUCAUCAUUUCAGUGGUGGACGAACAGAACCGACACACACAGGUCCAGAGGAUGUCGUCCUCGUCCUCCAUCAAAAGAGAAAACAGUGAGGAGCUGAAGGAUGCUGAGCCACGUCCAGGAGGUUUAAGUCCCAUCUCGCCCAUCGUCCUGGAGAAACCAGAGAGCCUCAACACCGUCACCUUCAACGAGGACUCUGUACAAUGUUCAGAGAAGUGUGUGAUGAACAACUACUUCGGCAUCGGCCUGGACGCCAAGAUUUCCCUGGAGUUCAACAACAAGAGAGAUGAGCACCCCAAGAAAUGCAGCAGUCGCACCAAAAACAUGAUGUGGUACGGGGUUCUGGGAACCAAAGAGCUGGUCCAGAAGACGUACAAGAACCUGGAGCAGAGAGUUCAGCUGGAGUGUGACGGCGUUCCCAUGUCUCUGCCGAGUCUGCAGGGCUUGGCUGUGCUCAACAUCCCCAGUUAUGCAGGUGGUAUCAACUUCUGGGGAGGGACCAAGGAGGACAAUAACUUCGGGGCUCCGUCGUUUGACGAUAAGAAGUUGGAGGUGGUGGCUGUGUUCGGCAGCAUGCAGAUGGCCGUGUCCCGAGUCAUCAAUCUGCAGCACCACCGCAUUGCGCAGUGCCGUCAGGUGAAGAUCACCAUCCUGGGGGAGGAGGGGGUUCCCGUGCAGGUGGACGGAGAGGCUUGGAUCCAGCCGCCCGGCAUCGUCAAAAUCAUCCACAAGAACCGGGCACAGAUGCUCACCAGAGACAGGGCCUUUGAGAGCACGCUGAAGUCGUGGGAGGACAAGAGGAAGAUCGACAGCUACCGUGCCACCAGGCCCCGCCUAAACUCCCAGCAGUCCAUGGAGUACCUGACUGAGGAGGAGUGCGCUCAGGUUCAGCAGCUGGGCAUGGUGGCCGACUCCCUCAUCAACAAGAUUCGCGAGGCAGCCAAGACCCACAAGCUGGUGGAGCAGGAGUUGGCUCACGCCGUCAACGCCACCGCCCUGGUGCUCACUGAGGCCAAACUGUCCAGCCCUGAGUGUCUGAGUCGCAGCACAGCGGUGGAAAUUGUCAACAGCAGCAAAGUUCUCCAGGCUGAGACCAAGAUGCUGCUCGAUGGAAAACUACUGUCGGAGUCUCCACAGGAAGAGGAGCUGCGGUCGACUCUGAACAGCCUCAGUGCCGAGCUCCACAAGCUGGACGACAUCCACUGGAUCUGUCCGCUCAUGCAGUGCUCUGAGGAGGACUCGGUGAGAGGCAGCAGUAAGAGCAGCAGCAGUAUGAAGCUGAAGAUCAUACCCAAGGUGAAGAAGGAAAGAGAGAAGCUCCACAAGCAGAAGUCCAACAGCUCUCUCUCAGGAACUUGGGAUAUCAAAGGUGGGGCCAGUGAUGCAGAUUGCUCGGGCAAUUGAAGUCAUGCAUGAGGUGCUUUAUUACCACCCCAAUUACCCUGCAAAGCAGAGGUGAGGAACACCCCACCUGUUCUCCUCCCCUCUAACCAUGAUGCCCAGUGGCUUGACAGAGAUGUGAGGAAGAAAAGGAAAACCAUCUUCCCAACUUUUAUGCCAUUUCCUCCCUGUUUUACUUCUUUGUUCUCUUUUUUUCGCAAACAGGGAGGAAUUUUUUUUCUUGUUUUUAUCUAGUUUUUUCUGAAGGGGCUUGGCUUUGCAUCGCAUCGCUUUACCAUCGGCGUUGUGCUUUUGGUUCUGUUAACCUGCUUGAGCUAGGAAGUGGGCGUGGCUAGCAGCAAAUCAAACAGUGGACAAGGGAGACGUGGAAGGUCGGCGUUCUCCUCGCAAACUUUUUUUUUUUUUUUUUUUUGACAAAGAAAUGUGUUUACGUGGUGCUCUCCUUGCAUGUCGAGUGCGGCCAUCUUAUUUUAUAUCUAUUAUUAUAAGUUACGGUUGUUUAAUUUUUUUCUCUCUAACUUUAAUUGUUUUAUUUCUGAACUUAUCCUUUAGACUUUGAUUUUUCUCGAGACUAUCUAAGAGUAUUUAUUUGUUGUUGCUACUGCCAUGAGAACUCCAACGGCAACAAAUCAACAAAAUGAACAAACUGAAACAUCUCAACCUUAUGUCUACUGAACUGGAGAAUAUCUUAAAUGUUGCAAAAAAUAUACUGAGGAAUGUACUUGUGUGGACUUGUAUUAACCUGUGAAUAAUGAUAAUGUUAAACGAUAAAUCAUAUACUGUAUGAUUUCACAAAGGUUCUAUUGUUGUGGUUCUAAAGUGGUUCUUAAUAGGCUGUUGUGUGACUAAUGUGGUCCAAGGCUAUGCAGCCAUGCUGCAAAAAAUAAUGUUCUUUAUGAUGAGUCAUUUCAUCUAGAUUUCAGCCUCAUGAAAAGAUCCGUCUGUGGGAUUUAAAGUACGGUACAUCACUUAGUUGUUAUCAAGGUCCAAAAUGUUACUUGUGUGGGAGUCAAAAAAUCUUAUCCGACUGUGCUUUUUUUUUUUUUUUCCACUUCUUUUUUUGAGGAUCAUUUCAAGGUACAGCACUAGAUGAAAUGACUCAAUAAGUUAAGGUAUUUUUGGCAGUGUGUGGUGAGGGUGUUUUACAGAAGGAGGAAGCAUCAAGGACACAUUGACAAAACAUUACAGCUACUCAGCAUAUUACUCCUACUUUGCCAUACUUUUGAUUGUAUAUGUAAUAUAAGAAUAAGAGUCAGUGGACAUUUGAUUUUUGCCUUGUCUGUGGUUAAAAGCUAUUAUUAUCAUUACUGUUAUUACAAAUAUAUAUAUCUAUUUUUUUGUAUAUCUUAUUUUCCCAAUGGUAAUCUGUGAAGCUGUUCUAGCUUUGCUGCUUCCCCCUUUGAGAAACUCCUCGGCCACUGUGCAUAUAAUUGAAGCCAAUUAACGCUGUUCUGUGUGUCCCUGCAUGCAUACUUAGCCUUCCUUCGCCUCACAGUGCGGACUGAAGUUGCCUCAUAACAGUGAAUUUUAGCUCGUUUGUUCCAGCCAGUGGUAUUUAUGAGUAUUUAUUUUUAGUUUGUUUUAACCUGCUUCUCGGUCCAGGUUGUUGGGGUUUAACUGCAACAGACCACUGGAGACACAUGUAACUGAAAUGUUUAAACUUCACGAGAGUGUUUUGAUUUACACCAUUUCUUCCCACACAGUUCUCCAAGCAGAUUACAACAAACUCAACUACUUCAUAUAUCGGAAUCUUAAUUGCCCUAGCUACAGCUAAGACAAGUACGAGAAUGUGCCACUGUUUUGACACAGCUAAAAUACUGACGUUUACGAGUUCUAGAGACAAUUUCUACCCAGGUUUUACAGUAAUGAUCCUUUAUGGAAUACACCAGUAUUUGGGGAAAUUCACUUAUUUGCUGUAUUACGUCAAGAUGGACAAGAAGAUAUCUUUUUCAUCUUUGUGCACUCAGUAAAGAGGUAGAAAGAGGAAGCUCCGAGAUGUGAUUAGCUUAGCAACAAAUAAAAAAUAAAACAAACAAACAAACAAACAAACAGAAAAAAACUGGAAUAAUUGGGAAACGUUUUCAAAUUGGUUUUUGGAUUUUCUUUUACUACAGGUCAUAAAAUGUGUAUGUAUAUAUAUAUAUAUAUAUACGGUAAAAAAGACAACUUUUUUGUUGGAAGGUACUUUUGAUGAAGCUAGGCUAGCUGAUUCCUUUGCUUUCAGUGCUUUGUCAUAAGCUAGACUAAACAGGUCGAAGCUAACUGUGUACUGAACGGACAGAGAUGAAUUAUAGAUACUUCUAUCUAGCGCUAACACAGCAAAAAUGUGGAUUAUUGUCAGCAUUAUUUUAAAAGUUUUAAUUGUUCAGCUGUAAUGAAGUAUUGUUUACCAGUCAAGACUAGACUUGAGUCAAAUAGAAGCUACAAAUGUUUGUAAGCUGUGCAGAGUGCUAAUGGUGGAGUUCGUUCCAUCAUCUAACGGUCGGUAUGAACUAUGAAGAACCACAGAGAAGUAUUUUGUUUUAUACACAACUUGCCUAAAGUUGAUUUGUCAUGAGCAACUCCAACACUAACAUAUCAACAUCAUCACAAAUACACUUUGACCUAGUUCUGGUCAAGAUGGACAAAGUUAUUUGGAGCUUUAAAUUGAACAUUACAACCAAGAGUGAGGCUGUAAACAUGUAAAGGAUCAUUUCUGUGCUUCUUCCCAUUCACUGAAAGGGUUGGUUCUUAAUUUUCUCAGUUAUUUACACGUUUAUCGAACUAACCCGAGCUAAGUCUUGAUAGGGCGGAGUUACUGUGAGGCGUUGUAGAUGUUCAGAUCUGGUAGGAUUGUGUUACUGUAUCCAUAGUGUGCCAGCUAUACGCUCUACACCUUAGAGGCUUUAGUAGUGUCGUGCCAAGUUUGUACUGAGUUCAGUGGGUUAUGAGAAAUGUGUGUGUGUGUGUGUGUGUGUGUGUGUAAGGGUGUGAGAAUGUGUGAGCUAAUUUGCGCUUCAGUUGCGAAAGUUGUUGUAUGUCGUACAUUUCAAAGUUUACUGUAUCUUGCCUUGCACUUUACGAAGAAGCAAACUUAAUGGGGGGAAAAAAGACAUUUUUGUGUAUGUGUGCGUGUGUUUAAGAGUUCGAGUGGUUAAGAGUGAUUUGUUUUUUUAAAUUGAUUUAAUGACACAAUAUUUUAUUUAUGAGAAAUGUAUACGGACAAAAGUGUGUUGAUAAAAUGUAAUAUAUCUAACCAAACAUAAAAGAAUGAUAAAUAUAUUGAGAUGUAUACACAAAUGUUUAUUACAUCAGUGGUUGUACAAUUACUCUCACAGCAGCUUGAGACCUCCCAUUUAACACCAAUGUUCUUAUAUGUGAUUAAUGUGUCAUUCCACUGCCACAGCACUGUCUUUGAAAUGUCUUUCCAAUGUUACACCAAUUGGUAUUGAAAUAGUUUUCUUAAAAAAAUUUACCAAUGUUAAAGAUAUUCUAACCUUAAGCCAAAGUUCUAGAAAUUCUCCAGUGUUAUUACAGACUAUUAACGAAUCGUUUACACAGAAAAGAUGUCAUGUACAGCCUGUGUUUAUUCAAUAUUUGGGUGAAAUUUUUGUGUAUUACUUUUGAUCUGAUUAGCGUUCGUUGUGCUGUAAAUGAACACAAAGGUGUUUUGGGGAACACACCUUUGUGGAAGCCAUUUUGGGAUGAAAAACUAGUUGCCUAUGUUUAAUGGUCUUUUAACCAAUGAUUUCAUAGUUUGUUUGGUUUGGUUUAUUCCACUUUUUUUGUUCGUGUAAUUUUUUUAUUUAUUUUUUUUUUCAAGCAGCAAAAAUGGACUGAAACUCUUCCAAGGAGUUUCAGCUGAGUUGAGAAGCUGAGAAGAAAAUUGACAGCUGAGAAAUGAUUCCAAACACUCUACCAUGUUUGUGCAACAGUUUUCCAUAAGACAACAUUAGUGAAUGCCCCCCCCCCCCCGAUCUGAACAGCCUAUAUAUCGAGACUGUGUGCGCAAUGCUGGAAGCCAGACUAGAUGUUGCACGACCUUGUACGUUGCGAGGUGUUUUAUUGUGUUAUCGUGUGCAGUGUGUAACAAAGACAAAGUCAGCGCAACCCUUUGGAGAUUAAAUGAAUUAUUGAAGUGUGAAGCUGGUGUCAUGUGUUCAUACUUAAAAACCUCAGGAUACAUUUAACUCUGUCUGUGAUGUUAAGUCAAUUUCAAGUGCUGAUAUUUUGCUUUUUGUUGCUUGUCACUUUUUGUUUACCUUGUGCAUAGAGAGAAUACUAUAUGUAAAGGCCUCAGUAUGCUUCAAAUGACCUUGGUUGCACCAUGUGUCGUCUGACUGCAUCUAAUGGUGGAAGUGUUUAAAGUGGUUUUUGAAUAGCCACAUUCGAAGGUUGCCUCUUCAAUUUCACUCAGUGUUUUUUUUUCUGCAGAUUUUUGUAGUCUUGGCGUGAUGAAUUGCACAUCCACCUUUUCAAACACUUCCAGAUAGUCUCUCCUCUAAACCAUUCUUGAUUGUUCGACGUAGUUUACACUGUCAGAAAAUAGGUUUCAUACACUGUGAACCUUGAUUUCUAAUUUUGUCUUAAGGGGUUAUCUUAUGUGUGUAAGAUUAGUAUACUUGAAGCAGACUACUCGAUGCUACAUAGACCUUUUAAAACAGCAGUAUCGCAGCAAGAUGUUUUUAUGCCUUGCUUCAUUGUAGUGGUUUGGAAUACUAACAAUGGUAUAAGCAAUUUUACAAAAUUACAACAAACUUAUUAUUUCUGAUCUAAUCCAUACAUACAAAUGUAUUACUGUAUGAAAUGCUUUGAAAAUUUAACCUUUUUCAACACCAGGACUUACAUGUACAGUAAACCCCUGCUAAAGGACUCUCCCCAAAUCUCAGAAAACGCUGCAGCAGAUUUACAAAUAGGCGAUGAUAAACUUGACCCCACACUAGAAAUGUACAUGAUUACGUUCUUG